AUGGUAUCGACAUUAAAUGAACGCGAUAUCGUUAUGGCGAUGGAGGCAAUGGCUAAAGAUAAAAAUUUAAGCCUCCGGAAAGCUGCCAAGAUUUACAAUAUUACUCAUACGACACUCAUGCGUAGAAUGAAAGGGAUCACUCCUGCCUCCGAAUAUCGUCAAAAACAGCAUAAAAUUACUAAAAUUGAAGAGGAGGUUAUUAUUCAGCAUAUAAUCGAUAUGGAUGAGCGAGGAUUUAAUCCUAAAUUCAUAAGUGUUGAAAGUAUGGCGAAUCACAUUCUUGAAUCGAGGGGUAGAAAGCGUAUUGGUAAACAAUGGGCAUAUCGAUUCGUGAAUCGAUACAAUAUUCUAAAAACGCAUUUUAAUCAUGUCUACGAUUUCCAAAGGGCUUUCUACAAGGAUCCUAAACUUAUUAAUAAGUGGUUUCAAUUAUUCAAAAAUAUAAAGGCAAAAUAUGGAAUAUAG
Molecule: messenger RNA, 465 nt
Organism: Sclerotinia sclerotiorum 1980 UF-70
Lineage: Eukaryota; Fungi; Ascomycota; Leotiomycetes; Helotiales; Sclerotiniaceae
Exons: 1
Coding region: 1-465 (154 amino acids)
Molecular function (GO): DNA binding
Source: RefSeq, a predicted model, not a curated record